AUGGGGUUGAAAUCUUUGUUCAAAAUCAAGAAAAAAGGUGUCCCUAGUGCAAAUCCUUUCGUUGUCAACAAUAAUCCAAUGCCUGUGAAUUUAUCGAGAGUAUCCUCGAUAGAUUCACGUGCAAGGAUCGAGGAGGAACUAGAACAAGUGUUCAAAAAAUUCGACAUGAAUGGUGAUGGAAAGAUAUGUUCAUCGGAAUUAGGGUCCAUCAUGGCUAGCCUCGGGAACCCCACCACGGAGGAGGAGUUGGUCAACAUGAUACGUGAAGUGGAUUCGGAUGGGGAUGGGUUCAUUGACUUGCAAGAAUUUAUCGAGCUUAAUACAAAGGAUAUCGAUUCUAAUGAGGUACUUGAGAGCCUUAAGGAUGCAUUUUCGGUGUUCGAUAUGGAUAAGAAUGGGUCCAUCUCUGCCGAGGAGUUGCUAACCGUUCUCCGAAGCCUAGGAGAGGAUUGCACCUUGGCGGAGUGUCGAAAAAUGAUUAGUGGUGUUGAUUGUGAUGGUGAUGGGAUGAUCAAUUUCGAGGAGUUUAAGAUUAUGAUGGCAAAAGGUUCUCGAUUUGACGUAACGGAUGCUAGGAUUGUGUAA
This is a messenger RNA of Solanum tuberosum (potato), 585 nucleotides long. Its product is annotated as probable calcium-binding protein CML25. The transcript has 2 exons. NCBI's taxonomy places the organism in Eukaryota, Viridiplantae, Streptophyta, Magnoliopsida, Solanales, Solanaceae. Gene Ontology annotation, molecular function: calcium ion binding. Bases 1 to 585 code for a protein of 194 amino acids. The record is from RefSeq and is a predicted model, not a curated record.